Messenger RNA from Penicillium expansum, 735 nucleotides. Its product is annotated as oxidoreductase, short chain dehydrogenase/reductase family. The record is from RefSeq and is a predicted model, not a curated record. Lineage: Eukaryota; Fungi; Ascomycota; Eurotiomycetes; Eurotiales; Aspergillaceae. Bases 1 to 735 code for a protein of 244 amino acids. The transcript has 4 exons.
AUGGCUUCCAAAGCACUCGCGAUCAUUGCUGGCGUUGGCCCCGGUACAGGUGCCUCAAUCGCUAGGAGAUUUGCAAAGUCAUACUCUGUUGUGGUUCUUGCUCGAAACCCAGACAACUACGACCCAGUUGUUCAAGAAAUUAAUUCCAGCGGCGGCCAAGCCAUCGGCAUUAGCACCGAUGUCUCCGACUCGAAGAGCGUCAAUGCCGCAUUUGACAAGAUUAAAGCAGAGUAUCCUUCCUCAAAGGUAGCUGCUGCCGUUUUCAAUCCAGGUGGCGGCUUUGUUGUCAAGCCAUUCCUCGAGCUGAAGGAAGAAGAUUACUCCUAUGCACUCAAGUCACAGGGACAGGGCGCCUUCAACUUUGCCCAACGGGCUAUUCCGCUGCUCCUAGAAGCUCGCGAAUCGUCCGAGCAUCCGCCCACCCUGAUCUUCACGGGAGCUACAGCGAGUCUUAAAGGUUCAGCUAAGUUUGCUGCUUUUGCUUCAGGCAAGUUUGCACUGCGUGCACUGGCGCAGUCACUUGCUCGCGAGUUUGGGCCUCAGGGCGUACAUGUAUCGCAUACUGUUAUUGACGGUGUCAUUGAUAUCCCUCGUACCAAAGCCUGGGUAUUUGAGCAUGAAGAUGCAAAAUUAAGCCCCGAUGCUAUUGCGGACUCAUAUUGGUACUUACAUACUCAACCACGCACGACAUUUGCGUUUGAGUUGGACCUGCGACCUUAUAUUGAGAAGUGGUAG